Messenger RNA from Chelonus insularis, 1310 nucleotides. Its product is annotated as small conductance calcium-activated potassium channel protein-like. NCBI's taxonomy places the organism in Eukaryota, Metazoa, Arthropoda, Insecta, Hymenoptera, Braconidae. The transcript is spliced from 4 exons. Bases 357 to 1310 code for a protein of 317 amino acids. The record is from RefSeq and is a predicted model, not a curated record.
GCACUGCGAACGCGUUUUAUUCACGCGCCUCAAUGUUUUUGUAUUCCCAUAAACACAUAUCUUUUUACAUCGUCAAUCUCCUUCCUUCUUAUUUUCUCGUUUAGUUUUUCUCUUUUGGAUAUUCUUGAUUGUUGUCUGUUCUACGAAAAUAAUUUUAUCCGAGUUACGCGAAAAAAGUUUGUCAACUGUUGCCGGUUUUUUUAUAUAAUGCGUCUCGACAUUGGGACUCUAGUGGCCAAAAGUAAUUAAAAAGUGAAUCUUUUCUAAGACUCUAUGGGAACAAAUUAGUGUCAACGUGUAUUAAGACAAUGGCGACGUGACUGAUUAAAGAAGCGGAAGCGGGUGUCUAAGAAGCCAUGAAUGCCAGCGGAAAUGCUGUAUCGCAGGAGGGUGGAAAUAGUGGUGACUUUGGAAGUAGUGAAGAAACAGCAGCGUUGCUCAGUCGAGCCCCUCCUCCAGUUGUAGUUUCUUCAGGAUCUCAGGGUAAACCAGUCUUAACACGUCAAGACAGAGCAACUUUUUUAGUUGCAUCACCCCAACUUUCUGCAUCCGGUCUUGGUGGUUCUGAAGAAAGUGCAACCAAUGAAGACCCAUCAACAAGAUCCGUUCCAGAUAUUGAGUUGCACUGCAGACUCGAUGGCGAGCCACAACAUCAACAACAAUCUCACCAUCCAACUACUACUCUUUAUCGCUCCAGGCAACCAUCCCAUCAACAUAACCGAUGUCGAUGCGAUAGACGUGAUUCCCUUGCGCCUUCUUCUGCGCUUCAUCUGGCACGAAGUGUAUCAAGGGAAAGUGUGAGAAGUGGCCAUCACUGUUGUCCAUGUCAAGCACCACCACCUCCAGUACUUGUAACAACAUCACCAAGUACUCGAAUAAUAAGACAAAGUUCACAACCAGAAGGAACUGCAUGUUGUUGUUCUGGAUGUUGCUGUCCUGUACAUGCUGGAACAGCCCCUAGCGCCUCUCUACGUCAACUCCGGGAACCAGGUGAUGGUAUUGCUGGAAUUGCGGCGGAUUCCCUCAGGAUCAAUGGAGGAAUUCGACAAUUUCGACAGUUUCCGUGGUGGUGGUGCAAAUCGUCGGUGACGACGACAGCAACAACGCCUCCACCAUUGAUGGCGAGUUUCAACGCUGCUUCGGCAUCUGGUUCUGGUGGUGCCGGGGGUACACAGGGCGUCGUUCUCUGCCCGCGCACUCUGUCGCAAGCUCGUCGUUCCAGACUAAGGAGAGCCAUCACCGAAGCUACUUCCGAGACCGUUAGCUACGUCAAGACGGUGGGGACUUAUUACUCAAGCAAAAUUUAUUAG